Molecule: messenger RNA, 1074 nt
Organism: Ascochyta rabiei
Lineage: Eukaryota; Fungi; Ascomycota; Dothideomycetes; Pleosporales; Didymellaceae
Exons: 4
Coding region: 1-1074 (357 amino acids)
Biological process (GO): Golgi organization
Cellular component (GO): Golgi apparatus
Molecular function (GO): protein binding
Source: RefSeq, a predicted model, not a curated record
AUGUCGACAAUGUUCGGGGCCUUGAAUCGCUUCAUCUCUCGCCUCGAUGCUGCUCCACAGGAAGAUCAGCAUUCCGGGGUUGGUGGUGCAUAUGGCUUCCAAGUCCUGAGAAACGCAAAUCAGGAGGUCCCUCUGGAGCCGUGGUUCGAUUUUGUCAUUGGUAUCAACGGCAGGACAAUUGACAACCCUGAUCCGGCGCUGUUUGCGACAGAGGUGCGCAACUGUGCUGGUAACACGAUCAGUAUGGGUGUCUUCAGUGCAAAGGGUCAAGUGAUCCGCGAGGUCUAUAUAAGUAUCCCAGCUGAAAAUCCCACUUUGGGUUUAUCGCUGCAAUGGUCGCCUCUCGCCAUCGCGGAAGAUGUAUGGCAUAUUCUUGAUGUGGCCCCCAACUCUCCUGCCGACACUGCAGGAUUGCUCCCAUACGGUGAUUACGUCAUUGGAAGCCCAGAAGGUCUGGUCCGAGGCGAGUCAGGCUUGGGUGAGCUUGUGGACGACUUUCUGAAUCGUCCACUGCGACUUCUUGUGUACAACCAUGAGUACAAUGUCACACGAACAGUCACUAUCACUCCAACACGCAGCUGGGGUGGUGAAGGGGCAUUAGGCUGUGUUCUUGGCUUUGGCGCUCUUCACCGCAUUCCUGCGUCUUUGGAAGAACCACCGCAAGCGCCGGGAGAGACCUUGUUCUCUGCGAACAGCGCACCUACAUCUUUCGAUGAGAAGCGGCCCCUGAUUUCUGGUGUUUCUUCCGGUGAAGGUGGCACCGGCAUUGGAUCCGAGCUUUUCGUGCCAGCGAACAUUGCCAUGCCAGCGAAGUCUCCGCCACCGCAAGGAACGGCACCACCAAAAAGGAAGCAGCGGGCACAUAUUGCCACGCCUGGUGGCGGCGGCCUGGAUGACUACUUUAAAGAAGGCGAGCAGAAGAGCAAGGAGGACGACUACACGCCAAAGGGCAAGGGCGGUGUGCCUCCACCACCAAAGGCUGGUGGACCGCCCCGUGCACCUCCAAAGAGUGGCACGCCUGUGCAGAGCGAAUCUGAGCUGCCAGCCACACAGGCAGGAGCGGAAGACACUUGA